Molecule: messenger RNA, 2944 nt
Organism: Gambusia affinis (western mosquitofish)
Lineage: Eukaryota; Metazoa; Chordata; Actinopteri; Cyprinodontiformes; Poeciliidae
Product: intersectin-2-like
Exons: 6
Coding region: 132-746 (204 amino acids)
Source: RefSeq, a predicted model, not a curated record
AGGCAAAAAGCAGCAAGGAGCUCUGGGCUUUCCUUUUCAACGACUUCCUGCUUUUAACUCAUGCUGCCAAACAGUUCACCUCUUCUGGGCCUGACAAGCUGUUCAGCAAGAGGACCAACUUCCAGCUCAAGAUGUACAAACCACCUGUUCUGCUGAACGAGGUUCUGGUGAAGCUUCCGGAUCCCUCCAGCGACGAGCCCAUCUUCCACAUCUCCCACAUCGACAAAGUCUACAUGCUGCGGACCGACAACAUCAACGAGCGGAUUUCCUGGGUUCAGAAGAUAAAAGUGGCUUCUGAGGAGUUCAUCGAGACUGAGAAGAGGAAGAGGGAAAAGGUUUAUCAAGCUCGUUCUAUAAAGGGCACUGGAAUUGGCAGACUCCUCGUCACCAUCCUGGAAGCCACCGAGCUCAAAGCAGCAAAACCCAACGGUAAAAGCAACCCGUACUGCGAGGUGACCAUGGGCGCUCAGACUUUCACGUCCAGGACGAUCAACGACACCCUGAACCCAAAGUGGAGCUUCAACUGUCAGUUCCACAUCAGAGAUCUCUACCAAGACGUCCUCUGCAUCACCAUCUCUGAAAGAGACCAGUUUUCACCAGAUGGGUUCCUUGGGCGGACGGAGGUUCCCGUGGCAACCAUCAAGAAGGAGCUGGAGAACAAGGGACCAGUGACGCGGCGACUUCUUCUGCACGAAGUCCCGACCGGGGAGGUGUGGGUCCGACUCGACCUGCAGCUCUUCAAAUAGCAAAGAAGAACUGUCCUUCUCAGAAACUUACCAAAGACGACAAGAAGCAGAAAAGCCCUGGACUGGUUCAUGUACCACGCCUUAAAAAUGCAAAACUAACCUGAACUGCUGCUGCCGCCCAGUCCUCUGGAUCGGCCGUCAUCUGUAUCCAGCAAUACGAGUUUUUGUUUCUACGUUUCCUCCUGAUUAAGGAAAGCAACAGUUUCUAUCAAACAAACGCUUCCUAGUUGGAGGACAACCUUUUGUUUUAUUUUUUUAAACGGUUAAAUCAGUGAAAUUACCUGCAAUUCUUUUACUUCUCUGUUAAAAAAAGUCGGGUUUUAUUCUCCUUUUGCCAAAUCUUCUCACCCGAUUCCAGCCAUUGAGUUCAAGUCGUUUUAUUCCAGCUGUCGGGACACUAGUAUGUUAAAGUUUUAAUAUUUUAUUUUUUUUCUGAGGAGAAGCCGACUCGCGCUGUUUGACUCGUCUUCAUCAGGAGCGUCACAAACGAUGGACGACAGAUGACAGACAGCAGCGUGAAACGCCUCCGACAGCGGGACGAGAAAUUUCAGAUUGUCGCUCUCUCUUUAGGCAGAAGAGCUCAGGACUUGAUGUUUUGAGGUCAUUUCCUGUUUUCUGUUGUGUUUAUAUCAAUAUGUGUGUGAAGUUUAAGGAUUCCCAAGUGGGGAGAAGUUGAUGAAACAAUGAUGGAGGCUUUGAUUUUUGGAGUUUAGAGAAAUGUCACGUUAAGACUUGAGUUGUUCAGAUGAGAUCAUUCUUCUUUGCUUUUUUCAAUCAAAGCCAAAUUGAUUUAAUUAAUUCAUUAGACGCUGACCUGCCGACCUCUCCCUGUGUUACUCUUACAGAUUCAGGAUUUAAGGAGGAUAACAUUUUAAGGUGGCACAAAUUAAUUAUUACUAAUUGAUCCCUCUGCUCCUGUUUAAACGUCUGUGGCUUCAGGAGUCAAAUUCAGCAAACAUGCAGCAUUAAAUUCUGGUCAGGUUUCCAGACUGACAGAACUCUCUAUGGAAGCCCUGUAGGGACAUUUGUAUGUUUUUAGGGCUCUGACCAAAUUUAUCUUUUCUUCUCAUUCAGUGUGGAAAAAAAAACAAAAAAACAAACUGUUUUGAUUGCAAUAUUUUUGUUAUUUUUCUUUUUAGAAAAUAAAUUAUAAUUUAUUCUAAUUAUAAUUUGGAAAUAGAAUUAAAAUAAUUAUUAAUUAGAAUAAUUUAUAACUAUUCUAAUUUAUAGAGUAGUUAUAUUCUAUAAAUAUACCAUCCUUAUUGUUGAUAAUAAAUCUACAUUUAAAUUGGAAUGAAUCACAAAUAAGGAUAAUUAAUAGUCUUAUUAUUAAUGAGUGGAAGUUUAUUCUUACCAUAAUUAAUACCAGUAAUAAUGGCAUUGAUGUGUUAUUAUUGAGGAUAAUUGAUCCGGUUUACAUAAUCAGUGAUAACUUUGUACAUUAUUACUGAUGGGAUUAAAUACUAUUAAUAAUAAUAUAAUAAUACAUUCUGUAAAAGCAAAAAAGGUUAAAAAAAUUAGCACAGCUCUUAAAAAUGAAAAAGAGAGAAAUUGUAUUUACUAAAGUCAAACACAAAAGGAGAAAUUAAACUUGCCCAGACAUAAUUAUUAUUAUUUUCUUUGUCUUUCCUUUUGACCAAAACUCACUUUUUUACUUCAUUCAAGUAAAAAAUAAAUGAAUAAAAAUAUUUCCUUUCAUAAAUGCUUUUCUUAUUUUCUCAUAACUCAUAAAGUUAGAAGAAAAAAAGUCAAUUAAAAUAAAAUACAUUUAUCACCCUUCAGGUCUUCCAUACAUUUGCCUUGUUUUAUUUUCUCCUGAAUGCAAACGGACUUUAUAUUUAUUUCUUUAUUUAUGCGCGUGACUAUCUGGAGUCCUUUUCUGGAUGAAACCUGUUGAUGCUGUUUUCACUGGUAGAAGUCUGACCUGCUGCAUGUUGUUCUUUCAGUUUUAUCCCGUCCACUUGGUUUGUUUUAAAGUGUCGUAUUAACAAAUGUUUUUCAAACGCCUAGAAAAUGUUACAUGAUGUGAUUAUGUCUUAUCUGUAUAUUGGUGGUAAAUUUGUUUUAGUUUUUAUUUUCUGUUUAGUCUGCGAUGGCUGCUGCAGUGACUCACUGACACAGUGUUUUGGCCUUCACAUGAUACUCUGAAUCAGGUUUUUAGAAGGCAGAAUAAAGACAUUAAAGCUGAUAAAACCGUG